AGCAUCAUUUAGCGUUUAGUAUAUGGCCGUCUUUGAACUCGGAAGGACAAUGUCGGGCGCACAGAAGCUUCAGGAACCUGCAUUCGUGCAGCUUAGCGAACUGGCAUCGGAGGGUAGCGGUGGUCGAAUCUGCUUCGCCACGGACGAUUGGUUUGCCCCGGCCGAAUGGAUGCUGAAGGAUACCGAACCGGUGUUUAUCCCGGACAAGUACACCUCCUAUGGCAAGUGGAUGGAUGGUUGGGAGACGCGCCGCAAGCGGAUUGCAGGUCAUGAUUGGUGUAUCGUAAGGUUAGCGGCGCCAACGGCCAUCAAGGGUAUCCUGGUGGAUACGGCGCAUUUCACGGGGAAUUACGCGCCAAAGUUUUCGAUCCAAGGGGCACGUCUGACUAGUGCCGAAGAAAACAUGAUUCCGGAACGAGGUGAGGAGAUGAUAGGAACUGCGUGCAGUGAGAAGGAUUCUAAAAUGAUGGCUCAGUUAAAAAGUGAGCAAUGGACGAAGAUCGUCGGGAUGACUGCGUUGAAACCAGGCUACGAAGAUACCCGGAAGCAGUACUUCACCAUUGGCAAUUGCAACGAAGUAUUCACCCAUCUGCGGGUCAACAUGUAUCCGGAUGGGGGUAUUGCGAGGCUGCGAGUUUUCGGAGAAGUUCAACCGGACUUGGCAGCUGUCAAGGGGAAGGCGAUUGACUUGAUUGGAAUGCUAAGUGGAGGUCAAUGUCUGGGCUUUUCCAACGCCCACUACGGUCAUCCACGGAACUUGAUCAAACCGAAUCGUGGUCUCAACAUGGGAGAUGGCUGGGAAACUGCACGGAGACUGGACCGACCGGCGAUCUUGACGACGAACGACAAAGGAAUCCUGCAGGUGCCCGGCUGUGAAUGGGCAAUUUUCAAACUAUGCGCGAAGGGUUUCGUGGACCGGAUCGUGGUUGAUACCAAUCAUUUUAAGGGAAAUUUUCCCGAUAAUGUUAAGAUUGAGGCUGCCUUGCUGGGUGAUGAACAGACGGUACUUUCGACGCAGUGGAAAAUUAUGCUGGAUAACAGUAAGCUGUCGGCCCAUAAGGAACACACUUUCGACGAUGAAUCACUUGAAUUUCGGGGUCCAUGUACUCACGUGAGAAUAACGAUGGCCCCGGAUGGAGGAAUUUCCAGAGUGCGAAUGUUUGGAAAGGUUUUGUGAGAUGGCAUUUCAAUAACAGA
This is a messenger RNA of Ochlerotatus camptorhynchus, 1197 nucleotides long. Its product is annotated as allantoicase-like. Gene Ontology annotation, molecular function: allantoicase activity. Bases 23 to 1177 code for a protein of 384 amino acids. Gene Ontology annotation, biological process: allantoin catabolic process. The record is from RefSeq and is a predicted model, not a curated record. NCBI's taxonomy places the organism in Eukaryota, Metazoa, Arthropoda, Insecta, Diptera, Culicidae. The transcript is spliced from 2 exons.